Molecule: messenger RNA, 927 nt
Organism: Camelina sativa (false flax)
Lineage: Eukaryota; Viridiplantae; Streptophyta; Magnoliopsida; Brassicales; Brassicaceae
Source: RefSeq, a predicted model, not a curated record
AUGCGGAAUUACUUUGUAAUAGAAAAAUCUGAUGAUGGUGAAGAAAGGGCUUAUUGUAAGAAAUGUCCAAAGAGUUAUUUGUGGCAGCCUACUAGUGGAACAUCUAAUUUGAAAAGACAUUAUGAAAAAUGCUCACUAAAUGUGGAUGUAGAAAGAAAGAGGGUGAAGUUUGAUGAUAAAAUUGCUAGGGAGAAGUUUAGUAGGGUGAUUAUACGACAUAAUCUACCUUUUCUUGUGGUUGAAUAUGAGGAGCUUAGGGAUUUUCAUAGUUAUUUAAACCCAGAUUAUAAAUGCUAUACUAGAAACACAGCUGCUGCUGAUGUGGUCAAAACUUGGGAGAAGGAAAAGCUGAGAUUAAGCAAAAUUCUUUCAUUUUGUGAUAUACUUCCUCCUCACACUGGUGAUGCAUUAGCUGGUAAGAUUCAUGAAUGCUUAAAAGAGUGGGGGACAGAGAAAAAGGAUGGUUUAUUUGUUAUUAGUGGUGCAUUGACUAAGAUCAGAGAAACUGUAAAGUAUCUUAAAGGCUCAAAGUCUAGACGUAUUGCAUUUGGGGAAUGUGUAGAAGGUGAUGGUGAAGUUCUUUUGUCUUUGGAUGUUCAGCAUAGAUGGAAUUCAACUUACUUAAUGCUAGAGAAGGUUUUAAAGUAUGAGCGUGCUUUAAAUAGGUUUAAAGUGGUUGACAAAAAUUACAAACAUUGUCCCUCAACUCAAGAUUGGAAGAGAGCAAAGUUGAUUCAUGAGAUUUUGAUGCCCUUCUAUAGUAUUACUACUUUGAUGUCUGGAAGAAGUUAUUCUACAUCUAACUUGUACUUUGGGCAUGUAUGGAAGAUUCAGUGUUUGUUGGAAGUGAAUAGGAAUCAUGAUGACAACAUGAUUAGAGAGAUGAUACAUAAGAUGAGGCUGAAAUAUGAUAAAUAUUGGGAGUAG